CGUAGCUGUGCGGACUGCAGUGCAGAGGUAGACAAACAUGGAGCGCAAAUCAUUCUCCUGCAGAGACACUGCGAGCUGCCUCGCCCUGCUCGCCGUCGCGCUGUGCCUCGGCGCCGCCACGGUGGCGCGGGGCCAGCUGACGGACGACUUCUACGACGACUGCUGCCCCCAGGCGGAGAACAUCGUGAGGGCGCGCGUGUCCGCCGCGAUGAAGGCCGAGCCCCGCAUGGGCGCCUCCCUGCUCAGGCUCCAUUUCCACGACUGCUUCGUCAACGGGUGCGACGGGUCGAUCCUGCUGGACGGGAACAACACCGAGAAGCUGGCGGGGCCGAACCUGAACUCGGCGCGCGGCUUCGAUGUCGUCGACGCCAUCAAGGCCGACCUCGAGAAGGCGUGUCCCGGGGUCGUCUCCUGCGCCGACAUCCUCGCCAUCGCGGCAAAGUACGGAGUGCUGCUGAGCGGAGGGCCGGACUACGACGUGCUGCUGGGAAGGAGGGACGGCCUGGUGGCAAACCAGUCCGGCGCCAACAGCAACCUGCCUAGCCCGUUCGAUCCCAUCAGCACCAUCACAAAGAAGUUCAGCGAUGUGGGUCUCAACACAACCGACGUGGUCGUUUUAUCAGGAGGCCACACGAUCGGGCGAGCGCGGUGCGUGCUGUUCAGCGGCCGGCUGGCCAACUUCUCGGCGACGAGCUCCGUGGACCCGACGCUGAACGCGUCCCUGGCGUCCAGCCUGCAGGCGCUGUGCCGGGGCGGGGACGGCAACCAGACGGCGGCGCUGGACGACGGCUCCGCCGACGCGUUCGACAACCACUACUACCAGAACCUGCUGGGCCAGAGGGGCCUCCUGUCCUCCGACCAGGGCCUCUUCUCCAGCACCGACGGCAGCGCGGCCACCACCAGGGCGCUCGUCCAGGCCUACAGCGCCAGCAGCGAGCGCUUCUUCUGCGACUUCGGCAGGUCCAUGCUCAAGAUGGGCAACAUCCUCCCGCUCACCGGCUCCGCCGGCCAGAUCCGCAGCAACUGCCGUGCCAUCAACUGAGCUGAGCAUGGAACAGCCCGCGUGCAGGUCGUCGAACUGCCAUGCAUGCACCUCAAUCAACAAAAAAAAGUGGGAUCGUGACGCGUAGUCAUUGUGGUGUGGAGCGUGUUUCGUGUGGCUUAAGCCAGGGUUCAUUAAUUCAUGCAUGGUCAAUAUCACUAGCUAUUGGGACGGAUGAGUGGUAGCCUGGUAGGUAUUCGACUCUCUUCAAACGAACGAGAUAGGAUCUGUAACUGCCGCGACAGUACCCAACGAAUUAUCUGUAGGUGCAUGCGUUCCCCGAUCGAUGUUGUUCUCGUGAACAAGCAAGAAGACGGAAUAAAUAAAAGCAUCAUCCCUGGUUACUACGCA
Molecule: messenger RNA, 1393 nt
Organism: Zea mays
Lineage: Eukaryota; Viridiplantae; Streptophyta; Magnoliopsida; Poales; Poaceae
Product: Peroxidase 59
Exons: 4
Coding region: 38-1042 (334 amino acids)
Biological process (GO): response to oxidative stress; hydrogen peroxide catabolic process
Molecular function (GO): peroxidase activity; heme binding
Source: RefSeq, marked provisional